AUGGAAGCUACUCAAUCACCAAAUAGUAGUAAACGAUCUGCAUCAAAUAGUAUUGAGUCAAAUGAGACGCAAUUACAACCAAAAGAUAAAAAACUGGAAAAUGAAAUUGAACGAUAUUUGGCAUUAAAUGUGGAAACAAAUGAUGUUUUACAGUGGUGGAACGCAUCAAAACUAUCCUAUCCUUGUUUAUCAAAAUUAGCAAAAACUAUAUUAAGUAUACCAUCGACGUUCGCUCCAUCAGAAGAAAUUUCAAGGGGGAAAAAGCGUUUCUGGAAUGGUAGAAUGGGCUGGAAUGGGCCAGAAUGGACCACAUUGGCGCUGAGUGAGAACUUUUAUUUUUUGUAG
Messenger RNA from Didymodactylos carnosus, 345 nucleotides. Lineage: Eukaryota; Metazoa; Rotifera; Eurotatoria; Philodinida; Philodinidae. The record is from the annotation of a GenBank genome assembly.